Eurytemora carolleeae is the source of this 5681-nucleotide messenger RNA. It is a transcript of the gene pcm, whose product is annotated as 5'-3' exoribonuclease 1. Bases 586 to 5406 code for a protein of 1606 amino acids. Lineage: Eukaryota; Metazoa; Arthropoda; Copepoda; Calanoida; Temoridae. Gene Ontology annotation, molecular function: RNA binding; 5'-3' RNA exonuclease activity. The record is from RefSeq and is a predicted model, not a curated record. The transcript has 27 exons. Gene Ontology annotation, cellular component: nucleus. Gene Ontology annotation, biological process: nuclear-transcribed mRNA catabolic process; rRNA catabolic process.
GAAGUUGGGUCAAUACUUAGAUUAGAAUAGGAUUGUUCGUAAAUAUUUUAGUGUUUCUUUUGUUUCGCAAAAUAUUAAUUUCAAUCGUGUUUUGAUCUUUUACCUGUUUGUUACAGAUAUUUCAAUUCAAUAUUAUACGUACAGUGAAUCCCAAAUAUAUGAAUACAUAGCAAGAGUUUUUUAAAACGUCGUAUUCUCAACAUUUUAAGAUUAAAUGGCGCGGAAAAAACGAGUUUAAUAUAUCAGUCCUUCAUAUUUCAGGGCUAUUAAUUUACCCUUAAUUUAAAAUAAAAAGCAGUUUCUUCAGAUUUAUCAAAAACUGGGACAUUCUACAAGCUGCGAACAUCUCAGCAGCUUUAUUUGUGUAGACAAAUGAUGAAGCAUUACAGUUAAUAUUUCAAUAAAUUUCAAGACUACAUUUCAUGCGCUCUUGCUAUAUGUGAGAUUGGCUGUAUUUAGUUAAAAUACAUUAUUAACUUAACAAUUUUUUUUACAGUUUUGUCAAUAGCACAUUAUUAGAUUUUCUUUAGAUAAAAUAAUAAAAACUUUGUACUUUAAUAUUUUCAGAGUGAAGAAAAAGAAAAAAUGGGGGUUCCGAAGUUUUAUCGGUACAUGAGUGAACGGUAUCCUUGCCUCAGUGAGGUAGUAAAGGAGUACCAGAUACCAGAGUUUGAUAAUCUGUACCUGGACAUGAACGGUGUUAUCCACACCUGCUCCCAUCCUAAUGAUGACGAUCCUCACUUCAGAAUUACAGAGGAGAAAAUAUUUGCAGACAUAUUUCACUAUCUUGAAGUAUUAUUCAGAAUGAUUCAACCACGAAAGGUAUUUUUUAUGGCUGUGGAUGGCGUAGCUCCAAGAGCAAAGAUGAAUCAGCAACGAGGCAGAAGGUUUCGGUCUGCUCGUGAGGCUGAACUAAAUGAGAAAAAGGCGAGGGAUAGAGGAGAAGACCUUCCUACAGAAGAUAGGUUUGACUCAAAUUGUAUCACACCUGGAACACCCUUUAUGGUUCGACUACAAGAGCAGCUUAAGUAUUUUGUGGCUAACAAAAUUUCUACAGAUUCACUCUGGAGGAAUACUAAGGUGAUAUUAUCUGGUCAUGAGACCCCAGGAGAGGGAGAGCAUAAAAUUAUGGAUUUUAUCAGAUAUGAGAAAGCACAGCCCGGAUAUGAUCCUAAUACCAGACACUGUCUGUAUGGUCUAGAUGCUGACCUAGUGAUGCUGGGAUUGUGUACUCAUGAUCCUCAUUUCUCUCUACUCAGAGAAGAAGUUAAGUUUGGAGGGAAGAAGUCCCAGACUUCAAAGAGAACUCCAACCCCUGAGGAAACCACAUUUCAUCUUCUUCAUCUUAGUCUACUCAGAGAGUAUCUUGACUUUGAGUUCCAAGAGUUGAAGUCGCUCCCCUUCUACAACAUUGAGAACAUCAUUGAUGACUGGGUGCUGAUGGGGUUCCUUGUAGGGAAUGAUUUCAUUCCACAUCUUCCCAACAUGCACAUCAAUAAGGGAGCUCUACCUGAGCUGUACAACUGCUAUAAAACUGUACUGCCGACCCUGGGAGGGUACAUAAACGAAGGAGGAACCCUUAAUCUGCCUAGGUUUGAGAAGUUUCUAGCCCAGCUAUCUGAGAGUGAGCUUGAGAAGUUUGAUGAUAUCUACUCCGAUGCUAAAUGGUUGGAGGGGAAGACUGCCAGGAAGAAUAAUGGAAAAACUGAGGUUGAACCAACACCAGGUCCCAGUAAUGUCUUUGAGAUGCUGGAAGGUAUUCCAGAACCCGGAGUUAAUCCAAUCCAACCCUCGGCUAGAAAUGCAGACCUUCAACGUCUGAUGGAUAGUGCUAUGGAAUUUGAUUCUUCUGAAUCUAACUCUGAGGUUGAUCCUCUGGACUGUGAGGAUAGAAGUAGGUUCUAUCAAAUGGAGUUUCGUCAGCAUAAGAGAGAUUAUUACAUGCAUAAACUUGGAUACGCCCAGGUAAAUGAGGAGACCCUUCGGGAGCAAGCUGAAGGUUAUGUUCGAGCCAUCCAAUGGAAUCUACACUACUAUUAUAAUGGCUGUAUGAGCUGGUCCUGGUACUACCCUCACCACUUUUCACCCUGGAUUACAGACAUCAAGGGUUUUUCCAACAUGACUCUAGAGUUUGAAAUGUCAAAACCUUUCCUUCCCUUCGAGCAAUUGUUAGCUGUGCUACCAGCAGCCAGUAAGAACCUUGUUCCUCCUGCCCUCCAAUGGUUGAUGACAAGUAAUGAGAGUGAGAUAAUUGACUACUAUCCACCAGAUUUUGAACAAGAUCUAAAUGGAAAGCAACAAGACUGGGAAGCAGUUGUUCUUAUUCCCUUUAUAGAUGAGAAAAGAUUGCUGGCUGCAAUGGGUCCCCUCUAUCCUAAGCUGACUGUGGAGGAAGCUGAAAGGAAUGUUCACGGCCCAAUGUAUGUUUGUUCAUAUUCUCUUGAUUGCCUAGGAAAAUACCCAGCUCCUGCAUAUUUUCCUGCAAUUGAACAGAGUCACUGUACUAUGACCAAAGUAGAUCGAAAUGAUUGGAAUGUUCCGCUGCAUUUACUGAAGAAGGGGUUGAUGGAUGGAGCUAAGCUUGGAGUUUUCUUCCCAGGCUUCCCAACUCUUCAGCAUAUAAGACACACUGCUAGGUUGAGUAAAGCCCAGGUUAAGGUUUUCGAACAGACAAGCAGAGGGGAAAAUAUGAUCCUAACCUUGGAGAACCAGGGUAGACCUGAACUUGCUGAAGUAGCUAAAGCUAUGAUUGGUAAAGAGGUUUGGGUAGGAUGGCCGCAUUUAUUUGAGGCAAAGGUUACUGGAGUUAGUAACUCUCAAUGUCUUUACACUGAUCCGGACAAGCGAGAAGAUCCUCUCAGAGAAUUUAAGACUAUCCAGUCAGAUAUUAGAAGUCGAUACAGCUCUAGAUAUGGGAUUGAGAUUGGAAGCACAGAUAUUUUGAUCCAUGCUUGUCCAAUGUCUGGUCGACGGUAUGAAAUGGCCUCUACUGGGGGACGGAUAACCCUGGAGAAGCAAUGGCACAAGACAUCGCAAUUUUACCCUUUGCAGACUGUGGUCGCAGACAUACCAGUACAUGAUGCUUCUCUAAAGCAGUAUUGUACAGUAGAGGAGCUGUUUAAACCUGACACUGUGUGCUUUAUGCUGGGUGAACCAUGUUAUGGAGGUAUGGGAACUGUAGUAGGAAUAGAUCCUGCACAUCAAGGACGAAUUAGGCUUAAGUUUGUUCUGCAAGAAGAACCAGAUCUGCGACCUGUGUUUGCUAAACAGAAUGAACUUCAAGAGAACUAUGUUACAGGGUACAAAGCUGCUCAGUAUAUAGGGAUUACAUCACAUAUUCUUUCCAGAAUUACUGGGACCAUAUUUCUGGUACGGGGAGCAAGAGAACAGCAGACAGACUCUGUCAGUAAAACCAACAUCGGCCUUAAUCUCAAGUUUAACAAGAAGAGUGAAGAGGUGUCUGGAUUCACAAAGAAAUCUGAAUCUGGUUGGACCUAUUCUAUGGCCUGUAUUGAAGUAUUGAAAAUCUAUCAAUCAAAGUUUCCUGAGGUGUUUGAGUAUAUUGCGUCCUCUAAUAAUUCAUCCAACGACAUGUUUCAUGAGAUGGAUGUGUUUGAUGAAGAGACAGCUGAGGACAGGGUCAAGGAGCUAAUCACAUGGUUGGAGGGUCUGCCCACUCUCAAAGCUCCAAGGCAACCGUUUGGUACUGAGACACUGGAUUCUGAAGUAGUAAAAACAAUAGAAUCAUUAACUUCAACACCAAGGGCUGUCAAGGAGUGGACGCUACAGGUCCGACCUAAACUUCUCUACAUGCCGAACCAAUAUGCUGGAUCUAGCCUCGUGGAUCCCAACACUACAUUCAACCUUUUCGAUAGAGUUGUUAAUAUCAGGGAAGGGUUUUCCGUUCCCCUUGGUCUUCGGGGUUCCAUCAUCAGAAUUCAGAAAGGAGAAAAGCCAGCCGACAGUCUUUAUGAUGUCGUCUUUGACCAACCAUUCACAGGUGGGCUGACUCUUAAUUGCUCACCCGACCGUGGAUACAGAUUACCAGGGUUUGCUCUCAUCAACAUUAGUUUCAAGGAGAAGACCCAGUGGGUAAAGGAGGAUCGACGACGAAAUAAGCCUCGGGCAGUUGUUCAACCUUACGAGGGCGGUUACAGUCAGCAGGCGCCCCGAAAUAACGGAGGAAAUAAAAAUAGUUGGAAUGAUGGACCCCCCAAGCAUUGGCCUUCCAGAGGUGUAUCUGGAGGGCAAGGUUAUAACAACCAGGGUAGAGGAUACUCCGGACCAAAACCUAAUCCUUUUGAACGCCAAGGUAGCAAGGAACCUGAAGUGAAGGAGAAAAAAGCCAACCCACUACUGGAUCCUGAACCCCUUCUAGUGCAACCCCCUGAUCCAUCCACAAUACCCCUUCCGCAGGGGUUUAUUCAGAGUUCUGCCCCAGCUGGUAGAGGAAGAGGUGGCGUGUCCAUCAUGCAGCGAGAAGGUGGAAAAGGGCGUGGGAGAGGCCAGUCCAAACAUCAUAAACCGCAAGCAGAGCCACAGCUCCAGCAAGAACAACACAUGCAAAACCUGUGGCAAUCCCUGCAACAGGGCAAUCUACCAAUUGCCGCCGUGGGAGGUCUCAGUAAAGAUAUUCUUCAUGGACAGGGAGGAGGUCAAGUACCAGAGGUCAAGGAUGGACGGUCUAUGCAGGAAAUGGAGUUGAGUAUAAAGAAGAUGUUAAAUAUCUCCGCAUCCGAUAGAAAUCCACUUCUUGAUUCAUCAACUGCAUCAAGUCAGUCUGGCACUAAGUGGUCAGAUCAGCUGCGGGAUUUAUUGCUGAGUAUUGGAUUGAAUACUGAACCUCCUCCAUGUUACACAGCUGUUCAGGAUCAAACCACCUGCCUGCUGCAGGGCGAGGUAACAUUGGAAGACGGAAGAAUAUUUACAUCAAAAGAAUGCUUCGGAAACAUCGAAGAAGCUUAUGAGAGCGCCGCUUGUAGCGCGGUUGCUGCACUUCAAAAUGAAAUGUCACGGAAAUCCACGAAUAAUUCUAAAAGCCAACCAGGGUCAUAUCCUACAGGUCAGCCAGGGUCAUAUGAUGGAGGUCGGAACUCUGGACAGCAGGGGUUCUAUCAGGCCAGCAAGUCUGAUCGGUCCCAGUUUGUUCCCCUGCAGGUAGCUAAGCGUGCAGUUCAGUCUCGAGAGAGAGAUGAGACAAGUCAGACCAGGUCAUCUCCCAGCCCUUCACUUCAACUCAAGGAUGAACCUGUAAACCUGGGUCGGACGAAUAAAGAUGGAUUAGUUGCUCAAGGGGUAAAAGUUGAAAACCCGAAACCGAGUUCGGAGAAGAAGGGUCGAGGUCGAGGUCAGAGGCCUAAGGUCCGUCUUGCGGCGAACUUCGGAGGACAAUCUGUCCUCAAAUAAAUCAAUCACUUUAAUCAAAUUCUUGUGGAUAGUGUUAACAUAAUUUAAAUGACUAUAAUUACGACAAUUUGUCCAGAAAUGAAUCUAAACAUGAUCUUCUUUACCCAACAGUUAAGUACUUUGGUUUCCAUUUUUUUUGGUCUGAAGAAUGUUAAAAAAUGUUUGUUGUAAUUUAAUUUAACUAUUUGAUGCAUGAUGUAGUGUAUAUUUUACACUGGACAAAUAGUAAUAAAAGAACAAAAUUAUUUUUGAAAUAAAAUUUGACACAUUUAAAA